AUGGCAGAUCAAGUGCGUCUUGUGCGUCAGCUGGACUUUUCCAAGUUCCUCGCUGGCAAUCCCACCGAGAAGAGUGAUUUCUGCCGCGAGUUUGUGCACGACUUGAGCCAAGUGGGCUUCGUGAAGCUCACCAACCACGGCAUCCCCCCAGAUCAGAUCCGUGGCGUGUUCCACUGGAACCAACAAUUCUUCUCACUCCCUUCCGAGCAGAAGAGCAAGGCUGCUCAUCCAGCCGAGGCCAACCCACAUCGUGGCUACAGCUAUGUCGGGCAGGAAAAGCUCUCCAUGGUGAAGGACUACGAGAAGGGCACCCGUGAUGCCAUGGAGGUCAUGGAUAUCAAGGAAUCGUUCGAUCAGGGCCCCAAGGAGGACGACCUGUACCCCAACAGGUGGCCCGACGAGCAGGACCUCCCUGGCUUCCGGCAGUUCAUGGAGACCUUCUACGACUCCUGCCACGAGGUGCACCUCAACAUCCUCCGCGCCAUCGAGGCGGGCAUGGACCUCCGCCCUGCCUUCCUCCAGGACCUCUGUCGCGUCAACACGUCGGAGCUGCGCAUCAAUCACUACCCGGCCACCGACGUCUCGGCCCUCCGCAAGGGCGCCAUGCGCAUCUCGGAGCACACCGACUUCGGCACCGUCACCUUACUCUUCCAGGACUCAGUCGGCGGCCUCGAGGUCGAGGACCAGGCCAACACGGGGCGGUACUUGCCCGUGCUAGCAGAGGACCCGGACGAGAUCAUCAUCAACAUCGGGGACUGCCUGCAGCGCUGGACCAACGAGCGGCUGCGGUCGACGAGCCACCGCGUGCUUCUCCCGCCGGGCGCGGGCGACUGGAUCCCAGACAGGUACUCUGUCGCGUAUUUUGCGAAGCCCAACAGGACCCAGACCGUGGGACCUCUGCCCGAGUUCCUGAAGGAGGGCGAGGUGGCCAAGUAUGAUAACAUCACAGCGUGGCAGUACAACCAGCUGAAACUCUUGAGAACAUAUUAG
This is a messenger RNA of Clonostachys rhizophaga, 990 nucleotides long. NCBI's taxonomy places the organism in Eukaryota, Fungi, Ascomycota, Sordariomycetes, Hypocreales, Bionectriaceae. The record is from the annotation of a GenBank genome assembly.